CUAUAGCCCGGGGAGGCUCCGCCUGCCCCACCGCCUGCGCCUGCGUCAGGCCCGGUCGGUGUGUUGGGCCCAGUGGGAUGGAGCGGUUCGGCGGUGCUGGGUAUGAAGUUGCCGAGCUGUCCCGGCAGCAGGAGCGGCAUUACCGGCUGCUGUCCGAGCUGCAGGAGCUGGUGAAAGCGCUGCCCAGCUCCUGCCAGCAGCGCUUGUCCUACACGACGCUGAGCGACCUGGCGCUGGCUCUGCUGGAUGGGACGGUGUUUGAGAUCGUGCAGGGGCUGCUGGAGAUCCAGCACCUUACUGAGAAGAACCUCUACAGCCAGCGCCUCAAGCUGCAUAGCGAGCAUCGUGGGCUGAAGCAGGAGCUCUUCCACCGGCACAAGGAGGCCCAGCAGUGCUGCAGGCCGCACAACCUGCCCCUGCUCCGUGCUGCCCAGCAGAGGGAGAUGGAGGCUGUGGAGCAACGAAUUCGAGAGGAGCAGAGAAUGAUGGAUGAGAAAAUAGUCUUGGAGCUGGACCAAAAAGUUAUCGACCAGCAGAGCACCCUGGAGAAAGCUGGGGUGUCUGGCUUCUACAUCACCACCAACCCACAGGAGCUGACUUUACAGAUGAACUUACUGGAGCUGAUUCGGAAGUUGCAGCAGAAGGAAUCUGAGUCAGAGAAGGCUUUUUCCUGAGCAAGACAAAGUUUUCUUCUGACUCCACUCUAAAGAAUAGACUUAAUGCAUUUUGUUGUGUGUUAUAUUAAGAAGAGGCCAUUGGUCAGCAAGUGCAAGUUGAAACCCUUAGGUUACCUUUAGAGAUAGACCUCUAGAGCAGAGGGGAGCUGAAGAGCUCCAGGCUGCCCUUCCACUCAUCAAAGCAAGGAGCACAUUGCAAUUCCUGCUUUGUUGCAGUGGGUUGCUAAGACAAGGGCUGACAGAGUGUGAAUCUGCCACCUCCAGCCUGCAGCGUCAUCUCUAAACUGUGAUCUGCCCUUCUGAAUCAAGGAGGAGGGUUUGAUAAGGGAUGGGAGAGGUGAGUAACUGUCCUAUCAGACAGGAAGCAAAGUGCAGCUGCUUUCCUUUGCAGCCUCAGUGUGCAGUUAGUUGGCAGAUAGGGAGAAAGAAGUCAACAUUAUGUCUGCAGCAAGAUGUGUUUCUUGUGUGCUGAGGCAGAAAUAACAGGCAGAUGCUUCACAGAGAGACAUUGAGGUGGAUAACAUUGAUGUCUCCUCUGAGUUCUAUUAAAAUCCUGUUCUGAACUGUGA
Molecule: messenger RNA, 1246 nt
Organism: Coturnix japonica (Japanese quail)
Lineage: Eukaryota; Metazoa; Chordata; Aves; Galliformes; Phasianidae
Product: protein DGCR6
Source: RefSeq, a predicted model, not a curated record